Molecule: messenger RNA, 3071 nt
Organism: Sciurus carolinensis (gray squirrel)
Lineage: Eukaryota; Metazoa; Chordata; Mammalia; Rodentia; Sciuridae
Gene: Nr3c2
Product: nuclear receptor subfamily 3 group C member 2
Exons: 4
Coding region: 33-569 (178 amino acids)
Source: RefSeq, a predicted model, not a curated record
AGGACCAAAUUACCCUAAUCCAGUAUUCUUGGAUGUGUCUAUCAUCAUUUGCCUUGAGCUGGAGAUCGUACAAACAUACGAACAGCCAAUUUCUCUAUUUUGCACCAGACCUAGUCUUUAAUGAAGAGAAGAUGCAUCAGUCUGCCAUGUAUGAACUGUGCCAGGGGAUGCACCAGAUCAGCCUUCAGUUCGUUCGACUGCAGCUUACCUUUGAAGAAUACACCAUAAUGAAAGUUUUGCUGCUCCUAAGCACAGUUCCAAAGGAUGGCCUCAAAAGCCAGGCUGCAUUUGAAGAAAUGAGGGCGAAUUACAUCAAAGAACUGAGGAAGAUGGUAACUAAGUGUCCCAACAAUUCUGGGCAGAGCUGGCAGAGAUUCUACCAACUGACCAAACUUCUAGACUCCAUGCAUGACCUGGUGAGCGACUUGCUGGAAUUCUGCUUCUACACCUUCCGUGAGUCCCAGGCCCUGAAAGUGGAGUUCCCCGCCAUGCUGGUGGAGAUCAUCAGCGACCAGCUGCCAAAGGUGGAGUCCGGCAACGCCAAGCCCCUUUACUUUCACAGGAAGUGACGACGCCGUCUUACCAGAACUUUGCCUUAAGUUUCCCCGUGUUAUUCCACACCCGCGAAGGACCCACGAAAUCACAUUUUGAACACGUGGUGGUCGAUUGACUGGUUCAGCAGUCUCAAGCUUGGACUCACGUCGUGGGGCUGGAGCCGGGAGCGCCGUGGACCUGGACUUGGCAAGACCUGAGCAGGCUGAAGGGUUCCUCCCUCUCCGAUCCCGCUGCUUGGAAACACGUUCCUGUUCCUCUGGAUGAAAAGCCAUAUCUAGUCAAUAACUCUGAUUUUGAUAUUUUAACAGAUGGAGGUUUUAACUAUGCCAUGUAGUUUCUGGUAUCGUUCGCUUGUUUUAAAAGGGUUCAAGGACUAACGAACUUUUUAAAGCUUACCCUUGGUUUGCACAUAAAACGUAUAGUCAAUAUGGGGCAUUAAUAUUCCUUUUGUUAUUUAAAAAACACAAAAAGAAAAAACAUAUACAGAUUCCUGUUGUGUAAUAACAAAACUCACGGCGUGGAACAGGCCCUCUCUGGGUGCACUCUGCUCCGUCACCGGAUACACACUCUUAGCGUCCAUUUAUUAUUUAAUUAGGAUGGAUAAGAUGUUAAAUGCCUUGGUUUCGAUUUCUAGUAUCUAUUGUGUUGGCUUUACAGAUAAUUUUUUGCAGUCUUUUGCUGUGCUGUACAUUACUGUAUGUAUAAAUUGUGAAGGACCUGAAAUAAGGUGUAAGGAUCUUUUGUAAAUGAGACACAUACAAAAAAACAAAACAAAACAAAAAAAAACUUUAAUGGUGAAUAGGAUGAAUGGGAAAGUAUUUUUGAAAGAAUUCUAUUUUGCUGGAGACUAUUUAAGUACUAUCUUUGUCUAAACAAGGUAAAAAUUUUUUUUUGUAAAGUGAAAUGUUAUGCAUGCAUAAUGAACCGUUUACAGUGUAUUUAAGAAAGGGAAAGCUGUGCCUUUUUAGCUUCAUAUCUAAUUUACCAUUUUACAGUCUCUGUUGUAAAUAACCUCACUUAAACCUCUUUGGUUGUCUUUAAGCCUUUCUACUUUUUCUGUACUUUUUGUUCUGUUCUCGGUCUCCCGCUUGUGGUGUUUGAGAGACUUGAGCACGUUUUUCCGGUUUCUGCUUCGUCCUCCUUCCAUCAGGGGACAACACACUGCGGUGUCUGCAGCUCCUCGCAGGUGUCCUUUGACAGCCCCCAGGGGACAGAAGGUCCUGGGAGUGCUUCAGCUUUGCAAAAGCUGCCUCUCUCCCCUUUUCCGCAAGCAGCAGAACCAGCUCUCGGAGGGGAGACUGGAAACUUGGCUCAGAGAGCACAAUCCUCCCAUUUCAGAAAAUCCAAUUUUCUCCUUUGGGGGGAAAAAAAUCCAUGCACUCUCUACGUCUGUCAAAGAUCAGAUAGUCACCUCUGAUCUUGGAAAGGGUUCUGCACUCCUGGAACUGGUCAUGGGAACACGUAGAUCACGGCAGGAUGUACUGGGACAAGCUGUCUUGGCAAGGGUCAUUCAGAAUGGCGUGGAGACCGGAAGAUCAUUAGAGGGUUUUUAGAUUUUUUAAGGGUAGGUUUUAAAAAAUUUUAUACAUAAACAGUUUUGGAGAAAAACACUACAGAUCAUAUAAGCAAGACAGUGGCACUAAAAUUUUUAAUUCAUUAAUCUGUUUGGCACUGAUGCAAUUUAUGGCUUUUCUCUUGCCCCAAAUCACAAACAGAGAUCUUUGGGGAAACGAUAUGAUUGCACUAAAUAAACUACUUUCAUAGAGGCCAAAUUAACCUUUUAAAAGUGGUGAUGAUCAUCAUCAGGUACUCAGUGAAAUCAUCAUUUUCCAAAACCUAAAAGCUGCAGCUCAAGUCCAAGGCCAGGCGAAGGCAGCGAUCGGAUCAACACUUCACCAUGCAGGCAACAUUACCUUGUGUCUUUCAAAAGACACCUGCCUUAUGCAAGGGGAAACCUGUGAAGGCUGCACUCGAGGGAGGAGGUUUUUCUUACCUAAUUUGCAAUUUCAAGAAUUUAAUUUAUAGGCAGAUCUUUAAAUAAAGCCAACUUACAUGCACAGCAAUAUGAAAGCCACACUUUGAAGGUGAUAAAUACAUAGCAUGCAGACUGGGAGAUCCUGGGAAAGAAAUGGCUUACAAAAGCAGCUUCAAGUUCAGACUUGAGGAAUUUGAGCUUAACCAGCCAGGUUUGGGAUGUUCUGCAUCAGCUUUUUGUAUUAACAAAGUUACUGGCUCUUUGUGUGUCUCCGGGUAACUUUGCUUGAUUAAACAGCAAAGCCAUAUUCUAAAUUCACUGUUGAAUGCCUGUCCCAGUCCAAAUUGUCUGUCUGCUCUUAUUUUUGUACCAUAUUGCUCUUAAAAAUCUUGGUUUGGUACAAUUCAUAAUUCACCAAAACUUCUUCAUAUAAUUAAAAAAAAACACUAAAUUAGUUUAAAAUGAAGCAAUUUAUAUCUUUAUGCAAAAACAUAUGUCUGUCUUUGCAAAGGACUGUAAGCAGAUUACAAUAAAUCCUUUA